AUGUCCUGGAAGCUAGGCAAGAAGAUCAAAGAGGGAGCCCUCGGCACUCGCUCUCCCUCUACACCCACCUUUCCUGACCGAUCUGCAACGCCCACCCCACAACACAAUAGCAUGAACGGUCAAGGUAGCAGCACCUCCAAUUCUCAGCUGGGCCCUGGGCCCUCUUCCUCCUCUUCCUCUUCCUCUCCCACCAAUUCUCCCCUCGCCUCUUCCACCGGUGCUCCCAUCCCGCGCUCUGGUCUGCUCACCAUUCGAGUGGUCGAUGCUAGAGGACUCGCCCUGCCACAGGGGGUGAACACACCACCCUCGAUUGCCCGCGCUCUGGCACAGUACGGUACCGCGGGUAGUGGAGCUGGCACCUCCUUUGCCCAGAGCUUUGCCAACACCCAUGGCGGCGGCAGUGGAGGUCACCCGCAUAGGGGCAGUAUGCAGAGGAAGCAGUGCUGGUGGCUGCCGUACAUUGUCCUCGAGUUUGACAAGAAUGAGAUUCUGAUUGAUGCGUUGGGAGGAGAUAUUCAGGGUCCGGUAUGGAUGUACAAGGCGCACUUUGAUGUGUCGAGGAUCUCAGAAAUCUCGCUGCAGACCUACCUGCGAUCUGGUGAUGGCGCAGGAGCAAGCAAUACCGCCAACGCCAAUGGCAAGGACCAGAAUGGCGACGAUGUCAUGGGUGGUGGUGACAUCUUCCUUGGUGGAGUCAAAUUCGUUCCCGACUUUGACCACCCACGUGGGACAGAUCAGUGGUAUCCCAUAAGCGGCGGUAGUGGUCACCUGCACAUUCAGGUGUCUUUCAAGAAUGAGCAGUCUUCGCUCAACAUGGAAGCCUUUGAGCUGCUCAAGGUCAUUGGCAAGGGAAGCUUCGGAAAGGUGAUGCAGGUGAGGAAAAAGGACACUUCGCGGAUCUAUGCCCUCAAGACCAUUCGCAAGGCACACAUCGUCUCGAGGUCCGAGGUCACCCACACCCUGGCGGAGAGGACCGUCUUGGCACAGGUGAAUAAUCCAUUCAUUGUCCCGCUCAAGUUUUCCUUUCAGAGUCCCGACAAGCUCUACCUUGUCUUGGCCUUUGUGAAUGGAGGAGAGCUCUUCCAUCACCUGCAGAGGGAAGGCAGAUUCAACGAGGAGAGGAGUCGAUUCUACGCAGCUGAGCUGCUCGUGGCUCUGGAGCACCUGCAUGGCUUCAAUGUCAUCUACCGUGAUCUCAAGCCGGAGAAUAUCCUACUGGACUACACUGGUCACAUUGCGCUGUGCGACUUUGGUCUCUGCAAGCUCAACAUGGGCGAUCAGGAAAAGACGAAUACCUUUUGCGGGACGCCCGAGUAUCUUGCUCCUGAGCUGCUCCUCGGCCACGGCUACACGCGUGCAGUAGACUGGUGGACACUGGGUGUGCUCCUCUACGAGAUGCUCUCUGGUCUGCCGCCAUUCUACAGCGAGGACGUGAAUGAGAUGUACCGCAAGAUUCUACAGGACCCGCUGCGAUUCGGCGAUGAAAUUUCUCCCGACGCUCGUUCGCUCCUCACUCUCCUGCUCAAUCGCGACCCUCAGCAGCGUCUGGGCUCUGGCGUGGGAGGUGCACAGGACAUUAAGCGUCAUCCAUUCUUCGCGCGCCACAUCGACUGGAAGAGGUUGCUGGCCAAGAAGGUCCAGCCGCCUUUCAAACCCGCAGUGGCGAGUGCAAUUGACACUUCCAACUUUGAUCCCGAGUUUACGGGAGAGGUGCCGGUGGACUCGGUGGUGGACGAUAGCCACAUGCUGAGCGCGACGGUGCAGGAGCAGUUUGUGGGAUUCAGCUACAAUGCGCCUCCCCAUCUCGAUGUCAUGUGA
Molecule: messenger RNA, 1818 nt
Organism: Microstroma glucosiphilum
Lineage: Eukaryota; Fungi; Basidiomycota; Exobasidiomycetes; Microstromatales; Microstromataceae
Product: putative Serine/threonine-protein kinase gad8
Exons: 3
Coding region: 1-1818 (605 amino acids)
Biological process (GO): protein phosphorylation
Molecular function (GO): protein serine/threonine kinase activity; ATP binding
Source: RefSeq, a predicted model, not a curated record